GAAGACACUUUGUUACAGGCAACAAACCAGAAGAACUGAGUAGAUCUGAAAUGAGCAGCUUAGGUCAGGACGAGAAAAGAUAUGAUCCCCUCGACACAACGAUGAGUUUUGUCGACAGACCUGAUGACCUGGAUCCUCUGUCCUCUGAGGAUGAAGAAGAGUGUCUCCGAGCUGAAAUGUCCUGUGGUCAUGCUGUCACCCCACAAUCUUUGACUGGGUGGUGCCGCAGCCUGCUGGAUCAGGGCCAGUACAAGUUCAGGUGUCCUGCUAUAAAUGAAGACACCCAGGAGAAAUGUGGUGCUAUUUGGUCUUAUCGAGAGGUGCGGCGCCUGGCAGACCUGAGCGCUGAAGAAAUGGAGUACUUUGAAGAGAACAUCGCUCGUCUGGUGGCUGCAGAGUACCAGGAAUUUAAAUCAUGCCCUGGAUGUAAGACCUAUGUUGAAAGAAAGAACCUGACUAACCUCUGCACACAGUGCUUGGUGUGUGCUGCAGAUAAGAAGAAAGUGUUCCAGUUCUGCUGGCAGUGCUUGAAGCCUUGGAAAGGUCCAGCUCCUCGCUCUGAUCGCUGUGACAAUGAUGGCUGCAUCAACCAUGACCUGGAACUGCUCAGGACCUGCAAAACCACAUCCUUUCUCCAGGUGAGGGGGGUUCAUGCCUGUCCCUCCAUCCGGGCCUGUCCCACCUGUGGUCAGAAGGUGGAGCACGACAAGACGGGCUGCAAGAACAUCAUCUGUCCUCGCUGCCAGGUGGAGUUCUGCUUUGUGUGCCUGAAGCUCACUCCUGAGUGUCUGAAGACCAGUUCCUACUUCAUCCCCUGCAGUGAUGGUGUGGCUCCCAGACAGACAUCCAUACCUGUGUGGCGCAGGAAGUAAAACUGCAGAAAAACAGGGUCCCAGCUGAUCUCCUUUUACUGGAACUUGGUUGAAAGAUUCCCAGGAAUUAAAAAUGUUACAGGUAGUUUUGUUCAUGUUCAUUAACUGCAAAACUCCUUAAUUUCUAUUUAUCAUCAAAUGAUAUCUGCAAGAUUUUUAUUCUUAUGUAAUAAUUUGACUCUACAACAAAUUCUUUGAUUUCAUUUUAAAUAAAAAAAAUAAAUUUUUAACUCAAAGCA
This is a messenger RNA of Girardinichthys multiradiatus, 1111 nucleotides long. Its product is annotated as probable E3 ubiquitin-protein ligase ARI5. Lineage: Eukaryota; Metazoa; Chordata; Actinopteri; Cyprinodontiformes; Goodeidae. The transcript is spliced from 4 exons. The record is from RefSeq and is a predicted model, not a curated record. Bases 51 to 872 code for a protein of 273 amino acids.